CCUUUUCUUUGGUAGCGCUUCUACUCUGAAAGGGUCAAGACAGCAGAUCGACCUUUCCAUAACUAUUUGAUAGUUUUUAUUUUGGGUACACCUGUACAUGUAAGACAGUAAUGUCUGCGGAGGUAGCACCCGACCAGGCCGCAGAGUACAUCCCAGAGAAGGUGAAAAAGGCGGAGAAGAAGUUGGAAGAGAACCCAUAUGACCUUGACGCUUGGAGCAUUCUGAUACGUGAAGCACAGGUUUAGUGAUGCAGGAUUGCAUUUUCUUUUACGUGGGGUCAUGGGUGGGGGAGCCUUAAUGAAAAACCUUGUUUCCACAUCAUGUACAUAUCAUCGAGAGGAUUACCUGUGAACAAGUAAAAAUUGAUUUCAAAACGCCUUCUACUUUUUAGAAACCAACCUAUAGACAAAGCAAGGAAGAAUUAUGAACGACUUGU
Messenger RNA from Megalops cyprinoides (Indo-Pacific tarpon), 436 nucleotides. Its product is annotated as cleavage stimulation factor subunit 3-like. The record is from RefSeq and is a predicted model, not a curated record. The coding region runs from base 111 to 245 and encodes 44 amino acids. The transcript has 2 exons. NCBI's taxonomy places the organism in Eukaryota, Metazoa, Chordata, Actinopteri, Elopiformes, Megalopidae.